UUUGGAUAUCUGGCCAGGCUGGUUUAAACUUUAAAUAAAGAUGGGCCCCUGUUGCUGCUCUGAGGGAGGCGAAGCAGAUUCAGCGCCUGGGACUGGCAGCUAUGUUUUAAAUAUCAGGCCGUUUGUCAAUGCUUUUAAAUAUAGAGAGCCAAACUAAGACCUGGGAGAGAUCAGGGUUCAAGGGGCAACAGGACAUUGUGUUGUGUUGCAUUGUGUUACAGAUCCUCUUCUCAAAUGUAGGCAAUGGACACGAUCCGGAUCAUCGGUCUUAGAGGGUUGCCAUAUUUUGAAGAGCAAAGAAGAAGACGCGACGGCAGCCGUUCCAAGCAAAUAAAUACAAUUUGUCUCAAAUUUCACCCCUGAAAAAGAGGAGCUGUCCUGCGAAAAGAGGACACAUGGCCACCCUGCCACUGGACUAUGGGGCGAAGAAACCUUGUUGUCAUAGGAAUGGCCAGAGCCAUUUCUCCUCCUCCCCCCCCAAUAGCCAUUUCCUCUCCUCCCCCCCCCCAUGGCUCCCAUCGCUUAUUUUUCUCGAACGUUGUCGGCGGCUGAAAGGAACUAUGCUCAAAUUGACCGGGAGGCUCUGGCGUUGGUCGCAGGAGUAAAAAAGUUUCAUGACUAUGUUUAUGGGCGGCCGAUUGAGCUUGUGACUGACCACAAGCCAUUGCUGGGGUUGUUUGCGCCAGAUCGGCAGACACCCCAGAUUUUGUCGGCCUGCAUGUUGCGGUGGGCUGUGUUCUUGUCAGCUUACACAUAUGAACUUGUGCACCGAGCGGGUAAGGCCCUGGGCCAUGCAGAUGCCCUCAGUCGGUUGCCAUUUCCGGAGCCGGCUGAAGACCCCUCGCCUGCGUAUGGUGUUAUGUUAUUGGAAGAUCUACCACAACCCCCUGUGAGUGUGGUGGAUGUGGCUGCAUUUUCAGCUAAAGAUCGCACUUUGGUGCGUGUUUUGGACUGGGUGUGGAGGGGGUGGCCAGAGGGCAAAGUCCCAGAGGAAUUCCGGCCGUACAAGUCCCGACGAGAUGAACUGUCAGCUCAUAAAGGGCGUCUACUGUGGGGAAGCCGGGUUGUGGUCCCCCCCAAGCUGCAACAGCGAGUGUUGGAAGCACUGCAUGAGGGUCAUCCGGGAAUAGUGAGAAUGAAGGCAUUGGCUCGCAGCUACAUGUGGUGGCCAAAAAUGGAUGAGGCCAUCGAAGAAUGGGUGCGGAAAUGUCAGCCAUGCCAAGAAUCAAGGCCAGCAAUGCCUCAAGCCCCAGUGCAACCAUGGGAAGUUACCAAGGAGCCAUGGUCACGGUUACACAUAGACUUUGCGGGGCCCUUUCAGGGCCAAACAUUCCUGAUUGUGGUAGAUUCACACUCUAAAUGGUUGGAGGUCAUACCAGUGACCCGCAUGACCUCAGGGGUUGUUAUACGGAACCUGCGAGCUUUGUUUGUGACCCACGGACUGCCCAACACUCUUGUGUCAGAUAAUGGAGCACAGUUUACAUCAACCGAGUUCAAGGAUUUUAUGGACAUUAAUGGAAUCCGCCAUGUUACCUCGGCCCCAUUCCACCCAUCUACAAAUGGUCAAGCGGAAAGGAUGGUGCGCACCACUAAGGACGCACUGCGGCGGAUAGUUUACGGUGAUUGGCACCAGUGACUCUCAUCCUUUUUACUAUCACAGCAUGUAACACCACAUUCAACCACUGGGAGGAGCCCAGCAGAGUUAUUAAUGAGGAGGUGCCUAACAACCCGUUUAGAUAGACUGCACCCGGAUCGUGCGGCGGAUCAGCGGCAGUCACAGGAGGCUACCAAGGCACCUCGGAUUUUCCAACAGGGGGAUCCUGUCUACACUAAGAACUAUGGGUCCGGCCCUGUGCGGAUUCCGGCUACAGUUUCUAGGCCGACCGGUCCUGUAUUGUAUGAGGUCGAGGUAGAAGGCGCAGGUAGUCUUCGCCAUCAUGUCGACCAACUUCGACAGCAGUGGCCCAUCCGGGAGGAUGAAUCAGCCAUAAGGGAAAUGGAGCAAUUGCCGGAGCAGGUCAGCAGAGAACCCGUAAUCACCUGUCCCCCUGAGGCAGUUGAAGUCCAAGUGGAAGACAGCAAGGCCAGGCCAGUAGGAGCGGAGAGUGGAACUGAGCCACGGCUUGACAUUGAAGAGACUCAGGCAGGGGACAGUCCCUAGGAGCCCGAGCUCAGACGGUCCCAGAGGGUGCAAACCCGUCCACAAUAUUUGGGAGACUUUGACUGUGGGGUUGUACGGGGGGAUGGGAAUCAGAUGUUUCAUUGUGUGUGUCACGCUCGAUGUUGUUGUUGUUUUUAUUCUCAACCGGGGUGUCCUUGGCUAAGAGGGGAGGGGUGUUGUGUAUUGAAUAGCAGGCACAACACAGGAGCAGAGUAGCCAGGAAGGAGUUAAGGCUAGGAGUGACUGUCUUAGUUAGUUUAAUUAGUUUCACCUGGAGUUU
This is a messenger RNA of Zootoca vivipara (common lizard), 2441 nucleotides long. The record is from RefSeq and is a predicted model, not a curated record. NCBI's taxonomy places the organism in Eukaryota, Metazoa, Chordata, Lepidosauria, Squamata, Lacertidae.